ACAGCCUUAUUCGCACCAAUUUAACUUAUAAUCUCUAAAAUUCCCCAGGUCUUUUUAACACUUACUAAAUCAUACAACCUCCAUUUUGAAUUCAAGCAGUUGGUUUAUGGAACUGGACUUACAAGUUACAUUUGACUACCUGCCUAGCUGAAAUUGUUUAGGUCCUGAUUCAGUCUCUGAAAGGCAUUCAUAAUUCCUUCUAGUGUCAUUGUCUAUCAAUUUGAUAAACAGGAUACUUAACUAUAUCAUUUAUAAAAAUAUUAGCACAGAAUCCUGUGUUAGAUCACAGUGAUCUGUUGACAUAUUCAUGUGCACUGCUGCAGGUGCACGAAUAACUCACGAAUCUUUUAUAUCCUUAUUAUGAAGGAAAACAUACUGAUUUUUUUUCAUUGCUGACAAAUGUCAAAAUCAAAGCAUAACAAAAAGGAAAUCCUGUCAGGAACAACGGUUUCUACUGCUCAUCUCUUUAAACCGUUUCUAAAAUCUACCUUGGUAAGACUAGCAUCCUACCAGCCUGCACUCUGGGAGAGGCGAUGGCUGGGGUGGGAAGGCAUGAAGAGAAAGAGGAAAUGAGUACACACAGAAAACGCUGCAACACUGCGCCCUCUGCCUCCCCUGCGAUUAGUUUCCCCUUCAUCCCUCAGCUUAAACGGGUAGUUGUGGCAAACCUGAUGCAGCACUACGGCUUUAAAGAUUUACCUUGAUUCGUGAUUUUUACCAAGCAAAUAAACGCAGUAAAAUGCUAUGCCUCAAACGUAGGCAUAAACGAGAAAUGGAAACAGAAAACCACAAUGCUGCAGUGGAGUUAUGACAAGCCAGGUCGACGCCUUCCGCUGGAAAAGCCCAAGAUGGCCGGGCUGAAGUCCACCACCACCCCUUGCCCAAAGCCAGCCCAAGGGAAGUCAAGUGCCGCACCACGCCCCCUUACGUCACCGACAUACGUAAUCCCGCUCGUCCGAAAACGUGCCGCAGGGCGCAGGCCCCGCCCCGGCCCCGCCCCACGAAAAGGGGGGCGGCCGGGCGCUGCUCCUGAAGCAUGAUGGGACUAGCUCUUGAGCCUCCCGGCAGCCUCUACGACGGGCGUGGUGCGUAAGGAGCUAGCCGGCGGUGGCGGUUCUCCGUAAAAUGGCGGACCGGCGGCGGCAGCGCGCUUCGCAGGACACGGAGGACGAGGAGUCCGGUGCUUCGGGCUCCGACAGCGGUGGCUCCCCGGGGCGGGGCGGAGGAAGCUGCAGCGGGAGCGCUGGAGGCGGCGGUAGCGGUUCUUUGCCUUCCCAGCGCGGCGGCCGCGCCGGGGCCCUUCAUCUGCGGCGGGUGGAGAGCGGGGGCGCCAAGAGCGCCGAGGAGUCCGAGUGUGAGAGUGAAGAUGGCAUGGAAGGUGAUGCUGUUCUCUCGGAUUAUGAAAGUGCAGAAGACUCAGAAGGUGAAGAAGGUGAAUACAGUGAAGAAGAAAACUCCAAAGUAGAGCUGAAAUCAGAAGCUAAUGAUGCUGCUAAUUCUUCAGCAAAAGAAGAGAAGGGAGAAGAAAAACCUGAAACUAAAGGCACUGUGACUGGAGAAAGGCAAAGCGGGGAUGGACAGGAGAGCACAGAACCUGUGGAGAACAAAGUGGGUAAAAAGGGCCCUAAGCACUUGGAUGAUGAUGAAGAUCGGAAAAAUCCAGCAUACAUACCCCGAAAAGGGCUCUUCUUUGAACAUGAUCUUCGAGGGCAAACUCAGGAGGAGGAAGUCAGACCCAAGGGGCGUCAGCGAAAGCUUUGGAAGGAUGAGGGUCGCUGGGAACACGACAAGUUCCGUGAAGAUGAGCAGGCCCCCAAGUCCCGACAGGAGCUCAUUGCUCUUUAUGGCUAUGACAUCCGUUCAGCUCACAAUCCUGAUGAUAUCAAACCUCGAAGAAUCCGGAAACCCCGAUAUGGGAGUCCUCCACAAAGAGAUCCAAACUGGAUUGGUGAGCGAUCAAACAAGUCCCAUCGCCACCAGGGUUCUGGGGUUACCCUUCCACCAAGAACAUUUAUUAACAGGAAUGCAGCGGGUACUGGCCGCAUGUCUGCACCCAGGAAUUAUUCUCGAUCUGGGGGCUUCAAGGAAGGUCGUACUGGUUUUAGGCCUGUGGAUGCUGGUGGGCAGCAUGGUGGCCGGUCUGGUGAGAAUGUUAAAUAUGAUGCUAGCUACCGGUCACGGCGCCUAGAGCAGACUUCUGUGCGAGAUCCAUCUCCAGAAGUAGAUGCUCCAGUGCUUGACAAUCCUGAGAAGGAAGAGGCAGCUUCAGAGGCACCAACUGCUGCUCCUGACACUGCACCACCAGCCCCCGAUAGGCCCAUUGAGAAGAAAUCCUAUUCCCGGGCCAGAAGAACCAGAACCAAAGUUGGGGAUGCAGUGAAAGCUGUGGAGGAGGUGCCCCCUCCUCCUGAAGGGCUGACCUUAGCACCUGCAGUCCCAGAAACUUCCCCUCCUCCAUCUACUAAGUCUGGGAACUGGGAGGCUCCAGUAGACUCUGCUGCAGGUGGACUUGAACAAGAUGUGGCACAGCUGAAUAUAUCAGAACAGAAUUGGAGUCCAGGACAGCCUUCAUUUCUGCAACCACGGGAGAUUCGAGGUGUGCCCAACCACAUACACAUGGGAGCAGGACCUCCACCUCAGUUUAACCGGAUGGAAGAAAUGGGUGUCCAGGGUGGUCGAGCCAAACGCUAUUCAUCUCAGCGGCAGAGACCUGUGCCAGAGCCCCCUGCUCCUCCUGUGCAUAUCAGUAUCAUGGAGGGACAUUACUAUGAUCCAUUGCAGUUCCAGGGACCAAUCUAUACCCAUGGUGACAGCCCUGCCACACUGCCUCCACAGGGCAUGAUUGUGCAACCAGAAAUGCACCUUCCCCACCCAGGUUUACAUCCCCAUCAGACACCAGCACCUCUACCCAAUCCGGGCCUCUACCCUCCACCAGUGUCUAUGUCUCCAGGACAGCCACCACCCCAGCAGUUGCUUGCUCCUACUUACUUUUCUGCCACAAGCGUCAUGAACUUUGGUAAUCCCAGUUACCCUUAUGCUCCGGGAGCACUGCCUCCCCCACCACCUCCUCAUCUAUACCCUAAUACACAGGCUCCAUCACAGGUAUAUGGAGGAGUGACUUACUAUAACCCUGCCCAGCAGCAGGUGCAGCCAAAGCCCUCCCCACCCCGAAGGACUCCCCAGCCUGUCUCUAUCAAGCCCCCUCCACCUGAGGUUGUAAGCAGGGUUCCAGUUAAUAGAGUUUUGAAAUAUUUUUCAGUCUAACCUACAAAAUCAGCAGAGGUAAGAACUCAGAAGAGAAAGACAACAGACCAUCUACUACCCAGAAGGCUUCAAAGACCUGGGGUAGCCCAGCAAGCAGCUGGAGGAGGUGGAACCCCUUCCUCUCAGGACAAGCUCUGCUGGAGAGAGGAGAAAUAGGGUGACCUCCUCCCACCUUUUCACUUGAGCUGGCUGUGCUCAGGGGAGCAGAAACUGGACAGCCCAGGCUUCUGCAUCUAGAUCCAGAAGCUGUAUCUUCUUGCUCUUCUUCACUUUCUCCCAGGAAAUUCAAGUUUUUCCUGUUUGUUUCUUAAAGCGUUCAUUUUUACAGCCUGGCUUGCUUGCUUUCCUUAAAUUGAUAUUCUUAGUGUUUCUCUCCUUUUUUUCCUGCCUCUCCUUCCUCCUUUCCUCCCUCCCUUCCUCCCUUCCCCUCUCUCUGGAAAAAGUUUAUUCUGGUUUGCUAGCCUCUCUGGGUUCCCUUUUGAUUCCUACCUGUAUCCCAGAUUAUUGAGAAUGUAUCACCCAAAUGUAAAAAUAGCUGACCUUUCACUUUUGAUUGGCCUUUGUUAUUUUAUACUUGGAUUCUCCUAACUUCUCUAACCCUGUGGAAGCAGAGCUGUCUGUACAGUGUCCCAUUGUGGAGAAAAGCUCAGAGUGGGUGAGUAGGAGCCCUUCUUUUUGAUACAAGCUUUAUAAAUCUGCUUCCAUCAGUACCUGUGUUCUGGUGGGUUUCAGUCCCCUACUGAGGCAGUUUCUACUGUGGGGAAAGAUGGCAAACCUGAUCCUUUUGUGAGGAGGGGUGGAGGGUGGAGUGACAGCCUCUGCACCUUAGGAGAAUGUAUCACACAGUCCUCAGAGUUUAGCUGGUGAGGUAAGUGGAAUUAGUGGACCUUGCUUCUCUCUUUUCCAUCCCUCCUCCCACAUCCCCUUCUCAGUUGCUAUGGACCAAUGCAUCUCUCUAGAGGCAAAUACUAUCCAGCUAGUAGUUCUUUGCAAUUAUUUUCCAUAACUUCCUGCUACAAGUAUUUGAGCGAUUAUUACUUUAUUUUCUCCAAAUUCUGCUCCUGUUCUUACAAACAGAAGAUACGUACCUGGGCUUAAGGCCUAAGGAAGCCAGUCACCUUUUGGGCAAAGGUUCUCCCUCCUGUCCUCUUAUCUAUGGCACUGUCCUACCCUCCUGCCUCUGCGGAAAUUUCCUGUUAACUGCAGCACUAGCACUGUGUCUGCCAGGGGGAACUUGGCCACUGUCUCUGUUUUACAGAACCUGAGGGAGAAGAUGGGAUUGUCUCUCCCUAGUAAUGUCACUCUCCCUAGUAAUGUCACUGUCUGUUCUUACUUCUCUCCAGCAGCUGGCCUAACCACUUUGAAUCAUGGUGUAGGCUGGAGAGGGGGAGAGGCAUUUAAGUUGUAACCCCCAAGAAGGAAAUAACUAAGAGGUUCUUCCUAGUGGUUGUGCCUUUUGUAGGCUUCCCUUUGCCUUAAACCUGUGUAUGUCCCUUCAAGCCUGUGGGCAGCAUGCCCAGAUUCCCAGACCUUAAGACACUGUGACAGUUGUCUCUGUUGGUCCACUGUAUUUAGUUGCAAGGAUUUCGCCAUGUGUGUUACUGUUGUUGUUUUUUGUUACUGUUUUAAAGGGUGCAUAUUUGUGAUCAGCAGUGUAACUUGGAGAUAAUAAAAUUUAGACUAUAAGUUUGGCUCCCUUGCCAGUUCUUUGCAUGAGUCUUGAUUUGUAAGGGAAGGAAAAUGACUCCCUAAGUCCCUUACAGAGUCGCAGUCACAACCGCAGUCACAAUUGAGCCAGCUCAGACUGAUGAAAUGGCCAGAGAGGUGA
Castor canadensis (American beaver) is the source of this 5092-nucleotide messenger RNA. It is a transcript of the gene Casc3, whose product is annotated as CASC3 exon junction complex subunit. The record is from RefSeq and is a predicted model, not a curated record. Gene Ontology annotation, molecular function: mRNA binding. Lineage: Eukaryota; Metazoa; Chordata; Mammalia; Rodentia; Castoridae. Gene Ontology annotation, biological process: mRNA processing. Gene Ontology annotation, cellular component: exon-exon junction complex.